Messenger RNA from Scomber japonicus (chub mackerel), 2874 nucleotides. RefSeq names its product ephrin type-A receptor 6-like. Lineage: Eukaryota; Metazoa; Chordata; Actinopteri; Scombriformes; Scombridae. Gene Ontology annotation, cellular component: neuron projection; plasma membrane. Gene Ontology annotation, molecular function: protein binding; transmembrane-ephrin receptor activity; ATP binding. Bases 76 to 2874 code for a protein of 932 amino acids. The record is from RefSeq and is a predicted model, not a curated record. The transcript is spliced from 16 exons. Gene Ontology annotation, biological process: cell surface receptor protein tyrosine kinase signaling pathway; axon guidance; protein phosphorylation.
CUGGAUACAACGUCUGUGCUUGGAGAGCUCGGAUGGAAGACUUAUCCUAUAAACGGGUGGGAUGCCAUCACAGAGAUGGACGAGCACAACCGCCCCAUCCAUACUUUCCAGGUUUGCAAUGUGAUGGAGCCAAACCAGAACAACUGGCUUCGGUCCAACUGGAUCUCUCGACAGGCGGCCCAAAAGAUCUACGUGGAGCUUCGCUUCACCCUGCGUGACUGCAACUCCAUCCCUUGGGUGUCUGGCACCUGCAAAGAGACCUUUAACCUCUUCUACCAUGAGAUUGAUGAGGCUCAUGGUGUCAAAUUCAAGCCCACACAGUACACCAAGAUUGACACCAUCGCUGCUGAUGAGAGCUUCACUCAGAUGGAUCUUGGAGAUCGCAUUCUCAAGCUUAACACAGAGGUGCGUGAGGUGGGACCCAUGACCAAGAAGGGCUUCUAUCUGGCAUUCCAGGACAUCGGUGCCUGCAUUGCCUUGGUUUCAGUCAGAGUUUACUAUAAGAAAUGUCCAUUCACACUGAGAAACUUGGCCUCGUUUCCAGACACAGUGCCUCGUGUGGACUCAUCCUCACUUGUGGAGGUGAGGGGGGCAUGUAUUGACCAUGCUGAAGAACGGGACACGCCCAAACUGUUCUGUGGAGCUGAUGGUGACUGGUUGGUCCCACUGGGAAGAUGUGUCUGCAGUGUUGGGUAUGAGGAGACUGAUGGCUCGUGUAGUGCAUGUCGCCCAGGCUUCUACAAGGCAUUUGCUGGAAACAUCAAGUGUUCAAAGUGCCCUCCACACAGUUUCAGUUAUGGAGAAGGCGCUACAAUCUGCCGCUGUGAGAAGGGCUUCUUCAGGGCUGAGAAAGAUCCUCCAACUAUGGCUUGCACACGCCCUCCAUCUCCUCCUCGUAACUUGAUGUUUAACCUUAACGAAUCGUGUCUGACACUGGAGUGGUCGCCUCCGAGUGAUACCGGGGGCCGCCGAGACCUCACCUACAACAUCCAAUGCAAACGUUGUCGCCCAGAGCCCAACCAGUGCCAGCUUUGUGAGGAGGACCUUCGUUUCCUGCCGCGACCAUUAGGCCUGACCAACGCCACUGUUACUGUGAUGGACUUCUCAGCACACGCCAACUACACUUUUGAGAUUGAGUCGCUCAACGGUGUAUCAGACAUGAGCUCCUUCCCUCGGCAGGUAGCCAUCAUCACCGUCAGUACUGACCAGGGUGGUCCAUCUCUGGUCGGGACUCUGAAGAAGGACUGGGCCUCUCCUAACAGCAUCGCUCUCUCCUGGCAGCAACCUGAACAGACACCACUGCCCAUCCUGGACUAUGAGAUCAAAUAUUAUGAGAAGGAACAUGAGCAGUUGAGCUACUCAUCAACGCGCACCAAGGCUCCCAGUGUGAUCAUCUCAGGUUUAAAUCCAGCAACCUGGUAUGUCUUCAGUGUACGCACCCGCACAUCAGCUGGAUACAGCUCCUACUCCCCUAAAUAUGAAUACGAAACUACAGGAGACUCAUCAGACAUGGCUUCUGACCAGGGCCAAGUGUUGGUCAUCGUCACGGCAGCAGUGGGUGGCUUUACCCUCCUCGUCAUCCUCACCCUCUUCCUCCUCAUCACUGGCAGGUGUCAGUGGUACAUCAAGGCCAAGAUGACCUCAGAGGAUAAAAGGAGGACCAGUUAUCAGAAUGGACACGUUCCUUUCCCUGGGAUAAAGACCUAUGUGGACCCUGAUACAUAUGAAGACCCCACACAGGCCAUACAUGAGUUCACCAAGGAGAUCGACCCAUCCCGCAUUCGCAUCGAGAGGGUGAUCGGAGCAGGAGAGUUUGGAGAGGUGUGCAGCGGCCGUCUAAGAACACCAGGGAAGAAAGAGAUUGCUGUGGCAAUAAAGACACUGAAAGGCGGCUAUGUGGAGCGUCAGAGGCGGGACUUCCUGCGAGAAGCAUCAAUCAUGGGCCAGUUUGACCAUCCCAACAUCAUCAGGCUCGAAGGCGUGGUCACAAAAAGCAGACCUGUGAUGAUUGUGGUGGAAUACAUGGAAAAUGGAUCGCUGGACUCAUUUCUGAGGCAACAUGACGGCCACUUCACUGUCAUCCAGUUGGUUGGCAUGCUGCGUGGUAUCGCCUCAGGCAUGAAGUAUCUUUCAGACAUGGGCUACGUUCACAGAGACCUGGCAGCUCGAAACAUCCUGGUCAACAGCAACCUGGUGUGCAAAGUGUCAGAUUUUGGCCUUUCCCGAGUCCUGGAGGACGACCCGGAGGCCGCUUACACCACAACGGGUGGAAAGAUUCCCAUUCGAUGGACAGCUCCUGAGGCCAUCUCAUAUAGGAAAUUUUCCUCAGCCAGCGACGCAUGGAGUUAUGGCAUCGUCAUGUGGGAAGUGAUGUCAUAUGGGGAGCGGCCAUACUGGGAGAUGUCCAAUCAGGAUGUGAUUCUGUCCAUCGAGGAAGGCUACCGGCUACCUGCGCCAAUGGGCUGCCCCAUCGCCCUGCACCAACUGAUGCUGCAUUGCUGGCAGAAGGAGAGGAGUCAUCGGCCCAAAUUCACAGAUGUUGUCUCUUUCUUGGAUAAACUGAUCCGCAACCCCAGCAGCCUGCUGCCACUGGUAGAGGACCUUCAGAGUCUACCAGAGUCUCCGGGGGAGGAAAUGGACUACCCAAUGUUCAUCUCAAUUGGCGACUGGCUGGACUCCAUCAAGAUGAGUCAGUAUAAGAGCAACUUCAUGGCAGCAAGCUAUAACACGUUGGAUGCUGUGGCGAGGAUGAGUAUUGAAGAUGUGAGGCGUAUCGGGGUGGAGCUGAUCGGCCACCAGAGGCGGAUAAUCAGCAGUGUACAGACCCUUCGCCUUCAGCUACUGCACGAACAGGAGAAGGGCUUCCAUGUAUGA